Glarea lozoyensis ATCC 20868 is the source of this 708-nucleotide messenger RNA. RefSeq lists its product as uncharacterized. The coding region runs from base 1 to 708 and encodes 235 amino acids. The transcript has a single exon. Lineage: Eukaryota; Fungi; Ascomycota; Leotiomycetes; Helotiales; Helotiaceae. The record is from RefSeq and is a predicted model, not a curated record.
AUGUCCUCCCACAACCAACCCCGCCGCCCAGGCGACUGGUUCCGCGACGAACUCAACAAAAAGAAAAGCCAGCGCUCCUCAAACCCCUCUUCUUACUCCCACUUCAGUUCCCACUCCCAGCCUCCCACGAAUUUCGACAACUUCGACGACGCAUUCGACAAUGACUUCUUCGACGAUGACUUCGGCGACGAUUUCGGCGACGACUUCAGCAACGGCGAUGGUGACAUGCGUCACAACCCCGACGGUUCCACGACUAUGAGUUCUGGGAAUGUGCAUAUCACGCGCGACAGAGGAGGGAUGUCGAGGUUUAGUGGUGGUGGGAUGCCGAAGGGGUUUCGGCAGGCUUUUGGUGGGUUGCCGGGAGGGUUUGAUCGGAUGGGGGGAGGGGGGAUGUCAGGUUCUUUUGGUGGUGGUGGUGGUGGUGAGCGACAGGGUGGACAUCAUCGGUCUUCAGGUGGUGGAUAUCGUUCUGAUAGGGGAGAUGGUCCUUCGAGGGAGCGGUAUUCUCAAGGUGGUAGUAGUUUCGGAGGUAGCCAGCGAAGUAGCGGUAGUCAACGAAGUAGCCAUGGAAGUGGUAGUCGUCGAGGUGGUGGAGAUCGAGAGAGUAGCUCUGGAGGCAGCCAGCGAAGUAGUCGUGGUGGGGAUCGAGAGGGUAGAGGUGGAAGCGGAGGUGGUGGUGGUUAUAGUAAUAACCCCUACGAUAGAUAA